Messenger RNA from Chara braunii, 5921 nucleotides. NCBI's taxonomy places the organism in Eukaryota, Viridiplantae, Streptophyta, Charophyceae, Charales, Characeae. The record is from the annotation of a GenBank genome assembly.
UCCGUUUGAUUGGCGUUGACAGCUUGCCUACUACUAUGGGAGCUCUGAUCGGCGAGCGGACCGUGGGGACGAUGAGCUAUAGUCUGGCUAUCUCGUCAGCUUUGCAGCGAGCGCGAACGAGCGCUCGCAGGCUUGGCGGCGGGGCAUUACACCACCAGCAGAUGACAGUGGCUGGCUGCUCAUCUGGCAGUCAGCAGGCCAUGUGGCAGUCUGUUUGUCAGCGCGCCACGUGGCGGGCAUCGGAAGCGUUGUCCGGGGUGCGGUCCCUUCGGUCGCUGUUCUCUAAGAUAUCCAAUUCUCGCGCUGCAGACCGGUCGUUCGCGUCUCAGAUCGACGGCUGGGAUGUGGCAUCGUCAUCGUCAUCGUCGUUCGUGGGUGAUGGGCCGAGAAUCGUGGUGAAAAGCGAGAGACCGAGAGGGUGGAGAAGAGAGGGGGUAGGAGGAGGAGGAGGAAGGGGGGAUGCGGGGGCUGCGGGAGCUAACCCUCCAGCACUGGGUAGGGAGAAGCUCGGCGUGUCCCGAUCUGAGGAAGGGAUCGCAAGAUGUUGCCAGAGCGGGAACGCUGGCGGGAACACUGUCAAAUUCGAAAGGAUCGGCGGGGCUUCCGCGGCCUCCGUCGUGGUUUCCGACGCUGCGCCUGCCGCCUCCGCCUCCGCCUCCGCCUCCGCCACGGCCUCCGCGAGAUCCGAUUCCUUGGUGGCGGAGGUUGGCGACAGGUCGUCAUCCAGCCAGGUAGAAGUUAGGCUGUCGCAUCCACACGUGGCACCACCAGAUGCUGCCCCCCCGUUGGAUUACCACCGUCGCGCAGGGGGCGGGGGCGGCGCGGGGGCUGAAGCCUCGCCGAAGCUUCAGGUAAGUUCUGCUGCCCCUAAAACCGCGCCGCCGCUGCCGCAUCAAUCUCCAGGUGGCGCUGUCGAUAACAGCUGCAGCAGCGGCGGCCCGGAUACCGAUCGCACGGCUUCGAGUCGGACAGGAGUUGGACCCUCCGGCGCUGCGGCACGUGGAUCUCCUGCCUUCGUUGAUGCUCUCGAUGAUGAUGAUGCUGAGGAGGAGGAGAGUGACGCGCGGGGACGGAUGAGUAUGGAGGGAGCGCGAAGUCCGCAGGCGGAAGAAGAGGUCGGGGCUGUGGGGGGAAAUGCAGACGAAGCCAUCGACGGAAGGGAAGAUCAGCUGACGUGGCAGAGGGGUGGCGGGAAAGUCCAUCGGCUUGCUGUAGUUCAUCCGAGCGCAAUCGUCGAGGUCGGGGCCGUGGUUCGCGCACGCGCGCGCAUCGCGGCUGACUGCAGGAUAAGGUCCGGUACAGUUGUCGGUGAGGACGUGGCGAUCGGGAUCGGAACAGCCACCGGGUUCAACGUAUCUCUUCAAAACUGCACGAUUGGCGAUAAAUGCAUGAUACACAAUGGAGUCUGUGUCGGACAAGAUGGUUUUGGCUUCUUCGUGGAGGAGGGCAGGAUGAUCAAGAAACCUCAGAAUCUGAGGGUUAUUAUCGGUAAUGAAGUCGAGAUUGGAGCGAACACCUGCAUAGAUAGAGGAAGUUGGCGAGAUACCGUGAUUGGAGAUUACACGAAGAUCGACAACCUUGUUCAGAUUGGACAUAAUGUAGUUAUGGGAAAGUGUUGCAUUUUGUGCGGACAAGUGGGACUCGCAGGAUCUGUGACGUUGGGUGAUUACGUUGUCAUGGGCGGGAAGAGCGGCAUUGCGGAUCAUGUCCAAGUUACAUCCAAUGUGAGGAUUGCGAGUAAAGCAGGUGUUGUCAAACAUAUCAAGGAACCUGGUGAUUAUGCUGGCUUUCCUGCGGUGCCGGCUCGAGAGUGGCAGCGCUCAGUGGUUUCGUGGAGGCAGAUGGCUCGAACAUUGCGACAACCAGAGUCCUCUCAUGGGCAAGGACAGGGACAAAAUACUGGGCAGGUUCAUCCCCGGAAAGGGCACAGGAGCGUUUCUGAUAAAUUGGGACCCUUAGAGGGAGAGGCCUAGUCCGCAAUGAAGGCAGAGGCGAGAGCAUGCGACCGAGUGGGAAAGGCAUAUUUGUCAUGCUGGAUGUGAAGGAUGGAGGGUGCUGUAACAAUCGAGAAAACAGACGAAAGGUCGUCAGUGGUAGGCGGAUGCAAGCUCGUGUUGGCUUUUUCACUGGACUUGUGUGGUUUGUUGGUGUAAAGUCUUGGGCAAUUGUAUAAUAUAAGGCCUCAGUGGUUGGACGCAAGCGGGUGGGGGAAGGAGGGGAAUUACCAGCCUUCAAGAAGUAGAGGGGGGGGGGGGGGAAGGAAAGAAGGAUAGAUUGAUCGGGUGCAGUGCAUAAUGCCGUUCUGUAUGUGAUGUUGUUCGGCUUUGAAAUGGUUCUUGUGUGAUGUGCUUCCCGCAAACCACCAGUACAUGUCAGCCAUCUGCCGCGGACCCCGUUCGGACGCCGCCCACCGUCGAUUUAUUUUAUCGACGGCGUGCGCGCGCCUCCAAAAUUUUACGAGAGGCUCAAUCGAACUCUGAACGUCGCUGGGGCUAUGUACUUGGUCCUUUAAGGUGAUCGUACUCUAAACAUCGCUGGGGCUAUGUACUUGGUCCUUUAAGGUGUCCAAUUAGACACAGAGAUGCAUUUGCAAGUUGAGGCAAACCGGUGGAGGGAGAAGAGGAAGUAGCCACUCCUGGUGAUGAAUGAACCAACACUUGUAGGAGGGAGGGAGGGAGGGAGGGAGGGAGGGAGAAUGGAGGGAAUCUUGCAAAGCGACAGUGUAAAGGAUGCGAUGCGGUGAAACCGUGCAUGGCAUGUGAUGCUCUUUCUAAUUUUGCUGAAAAAUGGACUACAAUAUGUUUACGCUGUGGGCAGUGCACUGUGUACAUGCCGGCGUAUAUAAUGUUUGUACUACUUUGUAGACUCCCAGACUUGCUCACUUCAGAGCAUUAGCACACGGUUGGGGGUUGGAAGGUGGUGGGCAGAGAAGGAAGGGGAGAGGAGAGCUAGGUGGAAGUGAGUAGAUGUCACUAGCAGCGUUUAGGGUCCACUUGGUCCCAGUUGGAAAACUUCCUCUUGGUUCUUCCUCUUCGAUCGAACUUCCGCUCGGUGGGCAGAUGAGGAAAGGGACUCUGGAAUUUCCUCUUGGUCCCAAGUUGGAACUCCCUCUUGGUCCCAAGCUGGAACUCCCUCUUGGUGCCAAGAGAGGGAGAGUUUGGAACUCCCUCUUGGUCCCAAGUUGGAACUCCCUCUUGGUGCCAAGAGAGGGGGAGUUUGGAACUCCCUCCCUCUUGGUGUCCUCAUGCAGAGGUGAAAAUAUAGUGCGCAGUCCCAUGAUCUCCCAUCACUGAGUUUUGGGUUGCAGACUUUCAGUUCAUCACAGAGAUUUUUUUUUUUUUUUGCUUUUUUUUGCUUGUCAGCAGGACCGUCCAACUAGGCCUUGAGAUUGUUGACGUGGAAGGAAGCGGGGCGUAGUAUGGACCAGGUUCGCUCCAUUGGGGUGCAAAAAAUUCAGUGUCAGGCUUUCAACAGUUUAUAGAGGGUCCACUGUGCUUGCUGGUGGUUUAAGGGCGGAUGGGAGUGGUUCGAUUCAUUUGGGGCCUUUUGGGCCCAAAACAAUUCAGUUUCGGCAGUUUAGGGUCCGCCGUAUGGGUGGUUUAAGGGCGCGGAUGGAAGUGGUUCGAUUCAUUUGGGCUCAAAAAAAAUCAGUUUCGGCAGUUUAGGGUCCGCCGUACUGGUGGUUUAAGGGCGGGGAUGGGAGUGGUUCGAUUCAUAAGGGAUGAUGAUGGGAGGAGGCGACGGCUCCCGGUGAUUUAGUGCGGUUGUAACGGUCUCGGGACAAUGUUCAUGCACGUGGCAUGCGUGCCUGAGGAGGUCAGCACGUGCAGUGCGAGUCCAGGGUUCGACUCCGAAUAGCGGUGUGGAGGGGGAUUGAUAUGACCAGGCAUGUAGUUGUUUGCUCGUUUUCGACGCGCACGUAGAAGUUCUGGAGAUGGUUAGCUUCAGGGAAAAGAGGAUUUUCCGAGACGUAUCUGGCUGCGAUUACAGGUAGAGUCGGGCGAGAAAAGGCACAUUGUGAGGGUGGGUGCCUGAAGUCCAUUCUACAGAUUAUUGCAGUGCAAAUGUCAAAGACCUGAUGUGGCAUUUCAGAAGAAGAAAGAGGACUCCUUCACUACAGCAUUUGAGAAGGAGAAGGAUACCAAGGCAACCUUGGGUAGGCUGGAACCCCAGGCUCUUCAGAUAUGUGUCACUAUUUUAUGCAUCUAUAAAUACUGAUAGACUGCUGGUAAUUGUUUGCUGCGGGUGAAAUGUCCCUCAUUUUGGGUGCGAUUUCGCAACAAAUAGACUCAUAAAUGCAUGCCCACAUGUUAGGAGCUUUCCCACAGACCUGACUUUGAUGAGAAUCUCCUCUCUUCUUUUUCUUCUUUUCCUCCUCCUCCUCCUCCUCCUCCUCCAUGAUAGUCAUCUCUGUCACCACUUGCCCUCACAGAAGCCGUUUCCCCAUCUGUGGAGGAAGUCCGAGUCCGCCAAGUACCUAGUGGCAAGACAAGGGAGCGACUCAUAAAGGGUAAAGGAUUGGCGUCUGUCAGGGGCAUGGAUUCAUGAGGGUGUCGGGAGGUGAGAGGGGGAGGGGGAAGAAUCGGUCGUGUGUUCAGUGCCAUCCAGAUACAGCAGGCAAAGAAACUUAAGUGGUCGAGUUGCGAGCAAAGGAAGAAAGGCGUCCACCCGUCGUCCAGGAGACGUGUGACAUCUCCUUUCGUGUGACUUCAACAAGUUUCUCACUGACUGUUGAUUUUCCUAUGCAUCUUCGAGUCCAGCAAGAAAACAACUGCCACCAUCCAUGGGAGGCAGAGGUAUUGGUGGGUUAAUAACUCGAUAAACGCCCUGUGUGUGUGUCCCCUUACGUGGGUUAAUAACUCGAUAAACGCCCUGGUUGGUGCAGGCUGCAGGCUGUGUCAGGAAAUGUCUUGUCGAUUACCGUGGUUGAGCGGAGUGCGAGUGUUUCCUUCUGUGCCAUCGCGGUUGAGUUAGCUCGCUGUUCAUGUGGGCUAUAGGAGGCAACUAUGUAUGAACUAUGCUGUAGGGUACAGCGAGGGGUGAUGCCUACCGUAGUGCAUGUGGAAUGCGGGUGGUUAUUCGUCAAACUGCAGAGUGACUGGCCGUGUUUGUGCGAUGCUCUGACAAGGUGAGUGUGUCUGCGAAUGAGACGGAAAAGAGAGUGUUGCUUACACGCUCUAUAGGGUUCCGUCUCCCUUCUCUCCGAUCUCUCUAUCCCUUUUUUGUUAAAGAAGGGCGCCGACCUUGAGACUGCAUCAUUGAAUUGACCGGCCCUAGGUAAUUCAGAAAUGUAGUAGUAUAUUAAUUAUCUGCUUCCAGCUGAGUUUGAACUCAGCACCUGGUCUGCAUUUCAACAGUUCAGUCCAUGGGGGGUGUACCAACUGAGCUAGGCGUACACUGAGCUAGGCCAGUCCGCAGCCAGGAGGGUGCGCCUUGUGUGGUUUACAUUUCGUCGUGUCGUGUCCUCUCCAUUUUGGGUAAUGUCGUGCAGUACAGCGUUGCUAGGAUGGGUCCAUUUGGGGUUUCCGAAAGCAGAAAAAGGGUCCAGUCGCAGUCGUCCCUAAGACCGGUCACAGGGCAGGUUAGCUUGUCCAGGUCGUUCGAAAAGCAGCAUAAGGCGCCGUUCACAGUCUCCCUUUUGAGGGGUGGCGUUUUUUCCCGUUUCAAAAUAGGGGCAGACGAUCUGGGCCUGGGGCGUUUCUGCUUUUGUUUUUUUUUUCAGUUUGAACUGCAUCUCCCGAGAAAUAUGGGAAGCAUUCAUCUGUUUACUGCUAUGAAGUAUUGAAAAACGAGAAGGGAGUGCCCUGCCUUGUUGGCAGGGCUUUACUAAAAAGAAAGGCAAAAAAAGAGCUAUCGAGAUCUAGGGCCUCGCUCCACGACUCACCGAAUGUGCAAAAUGAGAAUGAAUAGUCCUGUAGAAC